AUGCGACCAGAGGAGCAGCCGGAGGCCCCCAGCGGGCCAUGGCGCGCCGCGUCGGCCUUCACCAUGGGCGCUGUCGGGCUCUUGUGCAAAGGAUUCCUGAAUGGCCUGAGCAAGGUUGAGACACAUGGAAUGGAGGGCUUCCUGAAGCUAUUGGAUGAAAGAGAGGACCCAGCGAGUAGGCAACGAGGCCUCAUAACUGUCUCGAACCACAUCUCCGUAAUGGAUGAUCCCAUACUAUGGGGCAUACUACCACUCGCCUACAUAUUUACCCCGGACAAUCUGCGCUGGGGAUUAGGUAGUUAUGAUCUAUGCUUCACCAACAAAGGACUGUCGACAUUCUUUACCUUUGGACAGGUUCUACCCACACAUCGUUCGGCGCAUUCCCAAUUCGGCGGCCUAUUCCAACCCACCGUAACGCAAGCGAUCCGUCUUCUCUCACACGGCCCGUUCCACGAGCAAGAACCACCAGAAAAGCCUACCACAUCGCUCAAGAGCCCAGACCUCAUCGAUCCUUUUACCGACGGCCACCUCACAUUCUCUACAAACGGACAAGACACGUUUCCUGCGCCCUCGGCAUACCUGAAUCGGCGGCAUGCGUGGGUGCACAUCUUCCCUGAAGGCAUGAUACACCAGACGGAAGACAGGAUCAUGCGCUACUUCAAGUGGGGAGUAUCUCGAUUGGUACUUGAGAGUGAGCCGAUGCCAGACAUCGUCCCCAUCUUCAUUGAAGGCUUCGACAAUAUCAUGCACGAGACACGCACCUUCCCGCGCUUUAUACCACGGCCGUUCCAGAACGUCAGGGUGACGUUUGGUGAGAAGCUGGAUGCUGAGGAGGUAUUCGGCGACUUGCGCGCACGCUGGAAACAGAUGCGCGCAAACGAGGAGAGGAAGGGAGGAAAACUGCAAGUCGGUGUUCUCAACGACGCCCUGAAGUACUCCGACGAGGCCGUCAGCAUACGCAAAGAGUGCACGCGGAGGAUACGGCAGGCGGUUCUGGACGUCAGGCGGCAGCGAGGCUACCCUGAAGACGACCCGAAGAACGGCCUCGCAGAGACAUGGCUGAGAGAAGGCCCGGGUAGAGAGGGGCACAAAAGGGAUGGCAGCAUCACAAAAGACACAUGA
Alternaria ethzedia is the source of this 1122-nucleotide messenger RNA. RefSeq lists its product as uncharacterized. Bases 1 to 1122 code for a protein of 373 amino acids. The transcript has 4 exons. Gene Ontology annotation, biological process: inner mitochondrial membrane organization; cardiolipin acyl-chain remodeling. Gene Ontology annotation, cellular component: mitochondrial membrane. NCBI's taxonomy places the organism in Eukaryota, Fungi, Ascomycota, Dothideomycetes, Pleosporales, Pleosporaceae. Gene Ontology annotation, molecular function: 1-acylglycerophosphocholine O-acyltransferase activity. The record is from RefSeq and is a predicted model, not a curated record.